ACGCUGUCGUCACCACAAACUGUCCAAUCAACACACGACUGAGACGGAAGUGGCAGAUUUGAAAACUGGCAGUUGAAGGCUUGAAGGCGAGCCUCUUUCCUGCUCCAUCAGAUAACUAACUCAGUGCAACGGGAUUCAUAUCAGCAUAAACACGAUGGAAGAAGAGGAGCAUACAGACAGGAAGCAGAGGCUUGCCAUGCUUUGUCAAAAUAUCAACAAAUUUAUGAAGUGUCUCAAUGAAGAUGACACAGGAAAUCUUAAUCGGGUUAUUGGCUCAAACUCACCUGAGUCGUGCCUCUCAUAUUUGACGGACCUGGAGAGGAAAGGGGACCCUCACCUGGAUCGUAACCACCUCACCAGACUUAUUGACUUUUAUACCAGAGUAUUCUCCAAUAUGCCACUAGGAAAACAUUGUCAGAAUGAGAGCUAUGCCAGGUUGUUGGUCAGAUUUGCAGAGCUAAAAGCAAUUCAAGAUGUCAAUGAGGCAGAAGCCAACUUCAACGUGGCAAGAUCUCACAGCCCGGACUUUGCAUUUGUUCACAUUGCACAUGCAGAGUUUGAACAUUCUCAAUGCAACACAAAGAGAGGCAUUUACAUAUUGCAAAAUGCUAUUGAACUGGGUGCCAAACCAAAGGAGCUGCUGGAGGCUGCCUUGCAAAGAAUGCAGACAGGGAAAACCCAACUCUUCUGUUCAGAAGAUAAGGAAAAUGUACCACUAUUGUCAAACAGUUAUGUGCACAGUUCUGUCAAAAAAGGCUCUGCAUCACAAAAAGUAUGCAGAACAUCAGACGGCACAGGCGACUUGCAGCUCUCCAGUAUUUUUGGUUCAGGGACAGAGGCUCUCGGUGGAUCAUCAGAUGACCAGCUAUCAGGCUGGAGAUCUCAUAGCAAGAGAGCAGUUGGCAUGCCAGGGAGAGUUCCCGUAGUACCUUUCUCUAUCCCAGAAAAGGAUGUUGAUGAUGAGGACUACAAUAAUGGGAGGCCCUCAAAGAGAAAUGAUUCAUCACUCCACACCAGUUUCUCCAGGCAAACAUCUGGUUCAAAUGUGAACCCACUGUUUGGGCUGUCAUCCUCAAAGAAAAAUCCUGCCGAUAGAGAUAGUUUAUAUUCUCAACCACCAGCUGUCAGCCCAGAGCAUUGUCCUUGGGAGGACCAGGCAGCUGUGGACUCCACCACCACACUCCUUCACACUCAUGACACGAGGGACGCCUCCAGAAUGGAAGAUGUAACGUACAGCUUCGACCAGGUCGUCAAAACAAAUUCCCCCGAGUCGUGUUUGACAUACCUGAUGGACCUGGAGAAAAGAGGCAACCCUCACACAGACAUCAACCUCCUCAAUAAGCUCAAGGACUGUUAUUCUAAAAUCUUCUCCAGGCUGCCAAUAAGACAGUUCAGCAAAAACGCCAGCUAUGCCAGAAUACUGGUCAGAUAUGCAGAACUCAAGGGGAUCGAAGACUCCGAUGAAGCCAAGGACCACUUCAUAGUUGCAAGAUCCAACUGUAAAGGCUUUGCCUUUGUCCACAUAGCACAUGCCCAGUUUGAGGUUUCUCAAGGUAAUGUGAUGAAAGCGACUUCAAUUCUGCACAAAGCCCAGGCAUUACAUGCCAGGCCAGCAGAGCUCCUGGAGUUGGCCAUACGUAACCUGAAAGCUGGGGAGAAACAGCUGGUGCCCACCAGGGAGGAGGAACAGCCCUCAGAUUUGCCAACAGGUAUUCCAGAAAGUCUGCCUACUUGUGGGAGAAACCAGGAACUUCAGCUUCCUGCUCGGGUCCUUGUGAGGCGGUCAGUGGAACAGCCUAAACCUGCCAACAAGGAGCCCAUAUCAGAGUGGAAGAUGCCAACUUUCUUCAACCGGCAUGUUUCUCCAGAGGAUAAACGCACAACACCCCCAGACCCCAGACCUGUUCCUCGUCUGUUUGAAUCACUCCCCACUCCAUCCGUCCAUCUUCCGUCCAGACUGAACCCACAAACAGUCUGUCAGACACCAGACGGCUACAGGAACCCCUGUGCUAACAGCUUUAUGACUCCUGUUGUAAAGAGAGUUCCUGAAGUGUCUUCGUCUGCAGUGGCAGCACACAGAGCUGGACCUGUUCAGCAGCCAUUCACACCAAUAAACAAAGCUCCAUGUUUCCAAACUCCACAGGCUUCUUUUACUGCAUUAUCCAAUGAAACCAUUACCAUAAAGGGCAAGCAGUUCUUCAUACUCAAGAUGAUUGGACGUGGUGGAUCCAGCAAGGUCUACCAGGUCCUUGAUCACAAGAAGCAGCUGUUUGCUGUGAAAUACGUCGACCUUGAGGAGGCCGAUGCUCAGACAAUAGAAAGCUACAAAAAUGAGAUUGAACAUCUGAACCACUUGCAGCAGUACAGCGAUCAAAUUAUCAAGCUCUAUGACUAUGAAAUAACCAACAGCUACAUCUACAUGCGGAUGGAGUGUGGAAACUUGGAUCUGAACACUUGGUUACGAAACCGCAAAACUGUGAAUCCGCUGGAGAGGAAGUUCUACUGGAAGAACAUGCUGGAGGCCGUCCAUACCAUCCACAAACAUGGAAUUGUCCACAGUGACUUGAAGCCAGCUAAUUUUGUCAUCGUGAAUGCUUCACUGAAGUUGAUUGACUUUGGCAUCGCAAACCGAAUCCAACCAGAUGUAACGAGCAUUAUGAAGGAUUCACAGGUUGGAACCUUGAACUAUAUGCCCCCUGAAGCCAUCAAAGACACUUCAUCCAAGGCAGGAAAAGCACGCUCAAAGAUCAGUCCCAAAGGUGACGUGUGGUCCCUUGGAUGUAUCAUGUACUGCAUGACUUAUGGGAAAACUCCAUUCAACAGUAUCACUAAUCAGAUCGCCAAGCUGCACGCCAUCAUCGAUCCUUCACAUCAGAUUGAGUUUCCUGACAUAUCGGAGAAGGACUUGCUGGAUGUGUUGAAGAGGUGCUUGGUACGAAACCCCAGAGAGCGAAUCUCUAUUGCAGAGCUGCUGGAGCAUCCUUACCUGCAGCUGAAGUCACAAGCAUCAUCUGGACCAGAAUGUCCCACUAACAGUGAUCUGCAGAAGAUACUAACGGACCUCGCAGCCCUCCAGUCUCCAAACAGCAUCAUCCGAGCUGCUAAUAAUCUGGCCAGAAUGUGCAGCAGUGGCAGGAAGUUGGACGUUGCAGAGUGUGCAAAGCCAUCAACCUAAUUAUCCAAGAAAAUGUGAUGUGGAUAUUUCUGUUUCUUUUCUUUUUUUACCCCUCUUAACCACUUCAGUACAGUAACAGUACCUUCUGUAAGAUGUAGAACUAACAAAUCUAUAUUUGUAUGUUUGUGCCUUUGACACAAAAUCAUUAUAUUGCUUCACCAUUUACUUUUGUCAUCCGAUAAUAAAUUUAAGCAUACAACAUAGUCAAAUAAAAGUACUGUAUCCUUAGGAGUUGUUUCUUUUAUUUGUCUCCACUGAUACAAAGGAUGCGUAACUGACAAGGUGUGCAAUUUGAAUGUGUUACAACAUAUUUCACCACAAAACUGCACAGUUAAUGUUAUAAUUUCAUAGUCAAGGUCAUUCUUAACAGGACUCCAUUGAAACUGCCAGCAAACCUCUGAAGGAAAAUGUUUUAUGUUUUAAUGAUUUUAUUUUGCCUUUGGAGCUUAUUUUCCUUUAAUUUUCUCAAAAAAAAAUUGGUGAAAUCCAACAUGGUCAAUCUUCUAGCAUCAACAUAGAGGUAAACACUGUUGGAUGAUGUGCUUCUAUUCCGUUAUGUGUACAAAAUAAUCCCCCCCAAAAAAAUACUCUGUAUAACAUUAAAUAAUUACACUAAA
This is a messenger RNA of Sebastes umbrosus (honeycomb rockfish), 3792 nucleotides long. RefSeq names its product ttk protein kinase (gene ttk). Gene Ontology annotation, cellular component: nucleus; spindle; kinetochore. Lineage: Eukaryota; Metazoa; Chordata; Actinopteri; Perciformes; Sebastidae. The coding region runs from base 155 to 3175 and encodes 1006 amino acids. Gene Ontology annotation, biological process: meiotic spindle assembly checkpoint signaling; mitotic spindle assembly checkpoint signaling; peptidyl-serine phosphorylation. Gene Ontology annotation, molecular function: protein serine/threonine kinase activity; ATP binding; protein binding. The record is from RefSeq and is a predicted model, not a curated record. The transcript is spliced from 25 exons.